GAGUUUUCCUUUCAUCCUCACUAUCUUAAAACAAAUCUACUGCGAAAGAAGAAAAUUUAAGGGUGGUGAAAGACAUAAAAAAGGUGUAAGCUGGUUGAUUAUAAUAUAAUGGGGUUAAAAAGCCAUUGUAUUGUAUCCACUGAAACAGAGGAUAUGAUGCAAUAGGAAACAGCCCUGUUCUCCCGGAUUUCUGUCCCAAACAGAUAAGCCGAGCACUAGCUAAAUAUACAAGUAAAGAGGCAGGAAGAAUGACAAGUUUCCCUUUAUGCAAACAAAAAAAAGUGCCAGAUUCCCAGAGAAAUACAGUGAACAGAUUCUGUGUGCUUGAAUAGAGAGUUUGACUGCAUGUCUAUUGCUUUAUGGUGUAUAUGCUUAUGUUCACAGCUAUGGCUUCAAAUGAAACACAUGAGAUUUGGGAAAUACUAAAACCUAUUGAUUUUGAGGAGCUCAUCCUGGCAUUUUCCUUGUCGAUAAUGAUGGGUCUGCUCAUCGGGAUCUUGAUUUUCCUCCUCCUAACAUGGAUGUCGCGCCGCAGAGCUUCAGUCAGGAUUACCAGAUGUCAAAACCAGCAGUCCGAUUCUAAAAACUCUCGUAAUCAGAACUGCCAGCUCAGCCACUACAAAAGUCAUUGUGAAGGUGUGGGUAGGGCCGUUUUAAACCUCCACAGACAGACGUCUGUAGACCCCAACGAACUACUGGGUCGAAGCCCCAGUUUCCAAAACUCCACUUUUCGGCCACCAAUGAAAAAGACUAAUAAGACCAGCGAUGAAGCAGAAGAUGAUAACCAGGCUGCAUUGAUUCCUAACAUCUCAGAUCCGUUUAGUACGGCACCAGCAGAGUCCUUUUGGCUGGGAAAGGGCAGUCUAAGAGGUUUUUUACCCAGACAGACUCCACCACCUGCAUAUGACAGCGUCAUCCACAUCUUUCAAGAGAAUGACAACAGAGACUAAGGCCUUGCAAAGGAUUGUACAUACAGUAAAUCACUAAACAUGAGUUUAAUGUUAAAGACUGGAGUAUAAGGGGAAAAUAUGACUGGAAUCUUCACACUACUCUGCUUUAUCUUGUUCCGGCUAUUAUUUGAGAAUUGGCAUGCAAUGGUGUAAGAAGUAGGAAAUGGCAAAACUGAACAUAAUUGUAUAUAACCUUGUGAAAUAAAUGUGUGUGUACCUUAUAAUAAAUAACAGAUACUU
This is a messenger RNA of Xyrauchen texanus (razorback sucker), 1190 nucleotides long. RefSeq names its product myc target protein 1 homolog. NCBI's taxonomy places the organism in Eukaryota, Metazoa, Chordata, Actinopteri, Cypriniformes, Catostomidae. The record is from RefSeq and is a predicted model, not a curated record. The transcript is spliced from 2 exons. Gene Ontology annotation, cellular component: nucleoplasm. Bases 360 to 950 code for a protein of 196 amino acids.